This is a messenger RNA of Coregonus clupeaformis (lake whitefish), 3643 nucleotides long. RefSeq names its product syntaxin-binding protein 1. Gene Ontology annotation, biological process: vesicle-mediated transport; neurotransmitter secretion; intracellular protein transport. The coding region runs from base 128 to 1915 and encodes 595 amino acids. The record is from RefSeq and is a predicted model, not a curated record. The transcript has 19 exons. Lineage: Eukaryota; Metazoa; Chordata; Actinopteri; Salmoniformes; Salmonidae. Gene Ontology annotation, cellular component: plasma membrane; secretory granule. Gene Ontology annotation, molecular function: syntaxin binding.
UUCGAAGCUCUGCAGCGAUGUGAGGUGUGCACAUUCGGUCGAGCAGAGAAACGAGGGGAAUACUGCGAGGGAGAAAGAGGGAGUCAAAGGGAGAGAUUGAGAAUACGGUCAAACACACAAGAGCAUCAUGGCACCCAUAGGACUCAAGGCGGUGGUCGGUGAAAAGAUUAUGAAUGAUGUCAUCAAGAAGGUGAAGAAGAAGGGGGAAUGGAAGGCGCUGAUUGUGGACCAGCUGAGCAUGAGGAUGCUGUCCUCUUGCUGCAAGAUGACAGACAUCAUGUCAGAUGGCAUCACCAUUGUGGAGGACAUAAACAAGCGACGAGAGCCUCUUCCCACCCUGGAGGCCAUUUACCUGAUUACCCCCACUGACAAGUCUGUGCAGACCCUGAUUGGAGACUUCAAAGACCCCCAUUCAGCCAAAUACAAAGCAGCCCACGUCUUCUUCACUGACUCCUGCCCCGACCCACUGUUCAACGAGUUAGUGAAGAGCCGUGCCUCCAAAUCCAUCAAGACCCUGACCGAGAUCAACAUCGCCUUCCUGCCCUAUGAAUCACAGGUGUACUCUUUGGACAACCCGGAUGCCUUCCAGAGUUUCUACAGCCCCCAUAAGACCCAGCUGAAGAACCCAGUGAUGGAGAGGCUGGCAGACCAGCUGGCCACCCUGUGUGCCACUCUGAAGGAGUACCCCGCUGUCAGAUAUCGAGGGGAGUACAAAGACAAUGCCACCCUGGCCCAGCUGUUGCAGGACAAACUGGAUGCCUACAAGGCUGAUGACCCCACCAUGGGAGAGGGUCCUGAUAAGGCUCGUUCUCAGCUGAUCAUCCUGGACAGGGCUUUUGACCCUGUCUCCCCCGUCCUGCAUGAGCUCACCUUCCAGGCCAUGGGCUACGACCUGCUGCCCAUAGAAAACGACGUCUACAGAUAUGAUUCCCCUGGGAUGGGAGACACUUCUCAGAAGGAGGUCCUGCUGCACGAGGAUGAUGACCUGUGGGUGGGGCUCAGACACAAACAUAUCGCUGAGGUGUCCACGGAGGUGACACGCCAACUGAAGGACUUUUCUGCUAGCAAGAGGAUGAACACUGCUGGAGAGAAGACCACCAUGAGGGACCUCUCUCAGAUGCUGAAGAAGAUGCCCCAGUACCAGAAGGAGCUGAGCAAGUACUCCACUCACCUGCAGCUGGCUGAGGACUGCAUGAAGCACUACCAGGGCACAGUGGACAAGUUGUGUCGUGUGGAGCAGGACCUGGCCAUGGGUACAGAUGCUGAGGGGGAGAAGAUCAAGGACCCCAUGAGGGCCAUCGUGCCAAUCCUGCUGGAUGCCAAUGUCACCACCCACGACAAGAUCCGCAUCAUCCUCCUCUACAUCUUCCUCAAGAACGGAAUCACGGAGGAGAACCUGAACAAGCUCAUCCAGCACGCUCAGAUCCCUCCUGAGGACAGUGAGAUCAUCACCAACAUGGCCCACCUGGGCGUGCCCAUCAUCACAGAUUCCACCCUCCGCAGGGGGAAGAAGCUGGACAGGAAGGAACGUGUGAGUGCGCAGACCUAUCAGCUGUCCCGCUGGACACCACUGGUCAAAGACAUCAUGGAGGAUGUUAUUGAAGAUAAGCUGGACACCAAGCACUACCCCUACAUCUCUACCCGCUCCUCUGCCUCCUUCAGCAGCACUGCAGUCAGUGCCCGGUAUGGCCACUGGCACAAGAAUAAGACCCCAGGCGAGUACCGCACCGGGCCACGCGUCAUGGUCUUCAUCAUCGGAGGCGUGUCCUUCAGCGAGAUGCGCUCUGCCUACGAGGUCACGCAGGCCAAUGGGAAGUGGGAGGCCAUCAUUGGAUCGACCCACGUCUUCACCCCCACCGCCCUCCUGGAACAGCUCAAGACCAUGAACAAACCAGACGAGGAACCAGCAAGCUAAAAUCACCCAGCCCCAUUUAUCUAUCCUUUCCUCUCCCCUACACAUCCCCCAGUCACCCUCCCAAAAUCCUACAUGAAUUGUAUAAGCAUCUUGCACGAGAAGAUGAAAAAUACAAAACAAUGAUAGCAUUGAUGAAAAAAAUAUGUUGAAACAGAAAUAAAAUAAUGUUGCAAGUAUUCUCAUGUUUUACAAUGGAUGCAAAUAAUGGAACUUAUUUAAAAAAGGUUUAAUUAUCAACUAAGGCCAUUUGAAACUGAAAGAACCAAAUGUAAUAUUGUAUGCUAUGAAACCUGCUAGAAUGUGUAAAAUGUAGAGGUUUUCUCUGUUUGUUCCCUCAGUUUAUCUUAUUGGUGUGAAUUUUAUUGGUAGUGGGUGGACGAGGGAUGCCUUACUGGAGUUGGUUGGCACUAGACAGGUCAAUGCAUUAAGAUCAUAUCACUCAACAUGCAAUAUAACUCAUCCCAGUCCUAUUAGGGGGGAGAAUCUUAGCUGGUCAAGACAUUUGUAUCAGUAGCAUACAGGGAUGGAACCUAAGGAUUUUGGGCACUGGCCAGAUGGGCUAGUAGACUGCAAUUUCUACUAGUCCAAAAUCUUUGCCAUGCGAUAUUUGAAAAUACAACAUUUCACUAGCCGGUGGGCUAGUUGGGCACAUUUUCUACUAGACCAGUCUGAAAAGUACUAGCCAGGGGCUAGCGGGCUAGCUUAAUUUCCAUCCCUGGUAGCAUGCCUGAACAUUGUGUGGACUGUUACUGUAUAUUCUUUAGUAUGGCAAUACUGAGACCAAGCAACCCAAGAGAUCAUUUAAUCACAGUGCUGUCUGUGAGUUAGACAGUAACAAACAGCCAAACUGACCCUAGGUCUGAGGAUAGAAAAAAACGGAAUUCUGUAAAUAGCUACAGAAUGGUAGAAGCAUCCUUCCUCCAGCCAUAAGACUGGAAUUAUUUACUCGCCACAUCCUUUUCCUUUUCUCUGGAGAGAUUUCACAUUUUAGUGUCAAAAGGCCAUUGCUUGCAGAUGUUUAAAGAAUAAUCAUAAAGGGCCGAUUUGUAUUUCAGUAUUGUAUCCUGUCACGUUGUAAGUCUUAUCAUUGGUUAGUAUCAAAAUGUUUAGCCGGGUCAUGCACUGAGUAGUGUGUUGUGUAUAUGCCAUAUGUUGAUGUUUAGUGUCUCACUGUUGACUGGUGAUGUUUCUGACUGUCAAGUAGUAAAAUAUUUCCUUUAAAAAAUGUCAAUGUGAAGCCACAUGUGUUUGUGAUGUUUUAGCUGUAGCUGUAGUGGUCAACUGGGAAAAUAACUAAUAUCUAUAUUUUGUUUGUCUGUCCGUUAGUUUUAUCUUCUGGUGCAAUGUUAACUCUUCCAAUGGUGAAUGGCUUUGCAAAGAAAAUGUAACCCCAAUAUUUAUAACGUUUUAUUUCUCAUUUUUUCUCUCUCUAUUUCCUGGCAAAACAGGUUGUAAAUUGAUUGCACUAUGCGUUUUCUGUGAUGCAAACACUUUUUAUUUUUUCUAUAAUCAGUUGGUGUUGUAAAGGGUUCUCUGUCUAUUCAAUUAAUUUAUAUCAAAGUUAUUUAUCAGAGAGAAAAAAUAUUAAUAAAUGAAACAUAAGUCUAUCCUAAACCGGUUUAACUUAUUGGGAUUCUAUGUUUGCGAGUGUUGAAGCACAAACAAAAGUAUACUUAAUGUGUACCAAUGUACUAAGGCUGUCUAAUAAAUUGGCUUCCAUUACAAGGA